Molecule: messenger RNA, 1163 nt
Organism: Spodoptera frugiperda (fall armyworm)
Lineage: Eukaryota; Metazoa; Arthropoda; Insecta; Lepidoptera; Noctuidae
Gene: bou
Exons: 4
Coding region: 151-717 (188 amino acids)
Biological process (GO): regulation of synaptic transmission, cholinergic; sleep; positive regulation of voltage-gated potassium channel activity
Source: RefSeq, a predicted model, not a curated record
GUUUGACUUUGACAUUAGAUACGAGACGGAGAAGACGAGUUACGACAAAAGACAGCGGCUAAUAUUGUUGGCUUUGGCUUGGGUUUUUAUUGAUUUUCGAUAGUUUUCUAAAUUAGUGUGUAAAGUUUAUGAAUAAAAGUUUCCAUUACAAUGCUGUCCUUUCAAGAAAAAAUAUUCUUCUGCCUUUGCAUAUCAUUUGCCACAUUUAAAACAGUUUAUUCAAUAAACUGCUACCAGUGUUCAGGGACGGAUUCGAAUAAUCCUUUUCAGUGUAAUGAGUUUUUAGAGAACGACGUAGAUUUACAACCUACCGAUUGUGCGACGAUACACAACGCUCAGUAUUGUAUUAAGCACGUCGGCCGGUACGAAGGUCUAGCCAUAGAGUGUUAUCAAUGCAACUCUUCAUCGACUAUGGAAUGUGGUGAUGGAUUGAUGAACUUAGAUGGUGGUAUACUGAAGCCUACACCUUGUGACCAUGUGUACAAUGCUAUGUACUGCAUUAAACAAACAGGUGGUAUCAGCACAAAGAGGUUUUGUUCAUCAUUAGAUUUAGGUAAUUACUGCAACUAUGUGAAACAGCCGGGUGACAAACUGGAGUACAGAACAUGCAUAUUUACCUGUGGCAGUGACGGAUGCAAUGCUGCAACAAGCUUAAGUUUCUCUGUCCUCCCUUUAAUAUUACUUUUUGCAGCCACUUAUUUUAUGUAUAAAUUCUAAGCUUACACAUAUUUAAAUACAUAGAUUGAGCAUUCCAUUUUGAGCUGUCUAAUAACAUAUGUAUUGUAGACCAGUAUUUUUGUAGCAGCUAACUCCAGUGGCUAAAUGAAAAGAAUGUAUGUACAUAGUUUGUGUAAACUUAAAAAAUUCUGAGCUCUGGCUCAGAACUCCGUUGUGUUGUUUUAUUUUAACAUUAUAUUUUUUCUGUGCAAUGUAUCUUAUAUAAGUACUGACUAAGCAUUUGUCCGUCCAUUUUACAUUCCAAUUUAUAAUUAAGAACAAAAUGUGUUUGUAUGAAUUAUUUCAGAAGAUAUUUUACUUCGUUCAUUAUUGAAUCUCAUUUUUAGUUUCUGUUAUUGACUGACUAGUAAAUAAAAUGAAUUUGUAAUGCAUACAUAUUUUAUACACGUACGUAUUUUUGUACAAUAAAGUUUGAAUGAAACAAU